AUGGCAGGUUCAAAGUAUCGAACAACUCUGGUCAGAGAUGGUGGUCAGUGGCUUGUGAUGGAACUUUGUGAACCGAUGGAAACUCUGAUUGAUUUAUCAUCUGAAUUUCAUGGCUUCAAUGGCAAUGUCAGAUAUGUGCUUGCAAUCAUCACAGAUGCUGCGCAGGCCAUGGGAUUUCUUUUGCCUGGUGAAGGUGAGGAACCUUUGAUGCCUCAGGCUCAUGCAGUUGACAUCGAUGUUGCAGCGCCGCUGGCCCCAGAGGAUGAAGAUGCAAUUGUUGGAGUUGAAAUUGAUGGUCAGCAUGAAGAUGCAGGUGGAAUGGAAAUUCAUGGGCAGCUUGUUCUUGCCCCUGAGAGGGAUGAUCGCCUUUCUGUGAAUGGUGUUGCGCUUUAUCGAAACACAGCACUUGCAACGAUGCGUGAAGAGAAGUUUGAAUUGCAGAUGGCGCUAGCUGCAGCAAGAGAGGCAGAGGCAUCUCAACAACGCCUUCCAAAACCUCAGCACCUGGCGGAGCCUCCAUCAGAGGAGGAGCAGCUCCACAAUCUCACCCACGUGCCAUUCAAGGACUGGUGUGCAGCUUGCGUUGCCCACAGAAGUCGUCAAGACAGGCAAGCCAGAGAUGGUUCUGUGAAACGCGGUGAGAUUCCCACAGUGAGCUUUGAUUUUGCAUACACACGUGCAGAAGCUGCUGAUGGUACAGUGCAAAAUACAGACCAGGUGAUUGCGUUGAUAAUGGUGGAUUCCCACACCAACUACACAGGUUCCCUGAUGUUUCAGUUGCAAGAGAAGAUCUCCUUGGAACUCAAUACAAGCAACAGCAUCUGGUCUUGGGCGAUGCGUCAUGCCAGUUGGCUGUUAAAUUGUUUCUCUGUGACGCACGGCGUUACGCCAUAUGAGCUGGUUUACUCCAAGCCCUAUCAAGGAAACCUUGUUUCUCUUGGGGAACCAAUCUUUGCCUAUGUCAAUGUGGCUCACAAGGGCAAUGCAAAAUGGCAGCGCGUGAUCAUGCUUGGAAAAGCAGAAUGCCAAGACUCGUUCGUGGUGUUGGUGAGGGUGAGGAGAAUCCAAUGUGAUUGGAAAUCCCAUUUGGGAUUCUACAUCCACUUCAACGCCCCAACAUGGCAGUUCAAACCUGGAUUUGGAGGACGUAUCAUUCCAACCAAGAGGACAGUUGAGCCCAUUUCUCAGGCAGCUCAGCCACCUGUUGGACCAGUUUUUCCUUCAAUGCUUUAUGAUGCAGAUGGGGAAGCAGUCAGACGAAAGGCUGAUGAGGAGAAGAAAGAAGAAUCUGAAGUCAGUGCAAUGGGCAAGGAGGAUCCAAUGCUUCAGCGUAGGCGUGAACAAGCCUUGCAUCAGUCAGCAGAAGCCCCUGGUCCAAGUGCAGCACCAACAGUUGCUGUUCCUGCUUUCUCGGCUGGGUUGCCUCACGUCCCAAUGGAACGUGAGUUGGCAGAAGAGGAUGCAAAGCAUGUGCCCAUGACUCCUCCAGUGAUUGCAGUUCCAAUUCCUGCAAGUCCUCGUGUUUCACCUACAAGCCGUGCUCAUGAUGAAGGUGGACACGAAAACCACAGCCAUGAAUCGAAGAAGGCCAAAGUUGAAGUUCAAAAGAAGUUGGGGAUUGGAAUGUUGCGUGGCUCUCUUGAGAAGAUGAUUCGUGUUGUGAAAAUUGGUGAAAGGGAGUUUCAUACGAUGGAUAACUAUGAGCAUGACCCCAGCAUUGAGUUUGCAGAUGAUGCCCUUCAGAAUGAUGACAUAUGGCAUGAUGAGGACGCGCUUCAGUUUUCAGAUGUGCCAGAACAGCUGUGGUCAGAUGCUCCCAUCGAUGUUCCUCCAGGUCCUCCCGGUCCUUGGAUUGACAAACUUGCAGACCAAGUUGAAAUCUCACGUUUGCUUGGCAUGGGACUGUUGCAAAAGCGUUGUGAUUUUGAUGGCAUGGUUGAAGGUUCUCUGACAACACGUUUUGUGUAUGACUGGCGUCUGAAGUCCUAUGAAGUGAAAGGUGAACAGCAAGGUGAUGGAAGUGCCAAGGUCUCCAGCGUCAAACGUUGGAUGGGACGCAGAAGGUUUGUGGCAAGAGAGUUUGCAGUAACAAAGCGUGAUGAUGUGUACUCACCAGCCACUGGAUGUCACACCUCCAAUCUCAUACCAGUCAUUGUCUUGCAGAUGUUGAAACAACUUAAAAUGAGCGGUUUGAAUGAUGAGCAGUAUGGUGUGAUUCUUGCUGCGCUUGACAUCAAGGAUGCUUUUCUCAAGAGCAUGUUGUUGCGGUUAUUUUGGAUGGGAAAUGUGUUCAUGCUGCAUGUGGCCGAUCUUCUAUUCACAGGUCGACGUCAGUUCUGGUCUCAGGUGUUUCUGCCUUUGAUAAAGCAGAAAUUCCAUAUGAAUUUCAGUGAACUUGGAGAGCCAAGAACAGAGAUCAGCUUUCUGAAACGUCGUUUGAUCAGGGUCAUCGAUGGACUCGUGAUUGUGCCAGGAACCAUAGUCUCCAAGGUUGUGGCAAAUUUUGAACAGUUUUUUGGGCAUGCACGUUUGCAGAAGAUUCCAUGUGAUGCAGCAGCUCAACAGGAUGACAGUUCACAGUUGUUGGGUGCAAAGGACGCAAAAAACUACAGAAACAUCAUUGGCAUUUUACUGUACUUGUCGCGUGACAGGGUCGACAUCAUGUUCAGCGUCAAGGAAUUGUCCUCUUUCAUGGCAGCUCCAACUUUGUGUUCAGUUCAGCGUUUGCGCAAGCUGAUUGGAUACCGCAAGAGCUCAGGAAACAUAGGUAUCAAACUUGACUGGCCUGAACAUGGAGCAGGAAAGUGGAAGAAGGGCACAGAAGCCUUUUGGUUGCUUGACGGAUUCACAGAUGCAGCUUGGUGUGGAAACAAAUCAAGUCGAAGAAGUAGGAAUUGCUCAGUUUUGUUUGUCAAUGGGUGCUUCGUUUUUGCAAGCAGUGGGUCCCAGCGCGUCGUUUCUUUCAGCUCAGCUGAAUCUGACCUCCACAGUAUGAUCUCUGGAUAUCUCUGGAGCAUGCGAUGCCAUAUUUGUGAGGAACUGUUUGGAAUUUCUCCUGCAGGUUCAAAUCGAGCACCACCAAUUUACACAGACAACUCUGCAGCACGCCAACUGAUUUCCAGACAGGGAGUAGGGCGCAUACGCCAUCCCUCAGCAAAGCUGUUAUGGCUCCAGGAUUUGGUGCGUUUGGGAGAGGUCCAGGUUUCCCAAGUUCCAAUUUUCUGGAUUUACAGUGAUGUGGGAACAAAGAACCUCAGCAAGUCUCGGCUCUACUUUCUCCUUUGUGGAAUUGGUGCAGUUGAUCCACUGACGGCAGAACCCAUUGGUCAAGAGGAGUAUUAUGCUGCUGCAGAACAAAAUGAAAAUCGAAAGCCUUUGAGCAAACUUGGCAAAACCAUCAAGAGGAUCAGUCUGAUUCUUGGAGUGCAAAGCCUUGUGUCUUUGGUGGCGGAAACAAAAGUUGUGAACAUGUGUUCCAAGGACAUCAAGGCGGUUGAACACAACAGUUCUGGUCGUUGGAUCAAUGAACUGCACAAUCGAUUGAUGAUGUAUGAUGGACGUUUGGUGGAACAAAGCAACGAACGCUCAAUGCUGCAUGAUUAUGCGUGUGGUUUGCAUUAUGGUUUGGUUGAGAGUGGUGGUUUUCUGCGUUUUGGCUUUGGGCUUACAACUGACCAGUGGACAGGUUUGGCAACAGAUGAACGUGCAAAUCUGGUAGCUCAUGGAGCUAUGGGCUCAGAACAAUACCUGCGCUUGGUCAGGCAAUGUGCCAGAGCUGAACAUGCAGAUACAACUGAUAUGCCAUCUGUCCAUGAUGCAGAUGCCAAUGUGGAAAACAACAAUGAUGACGAAACAAAAUCAGAAACUUCAGACGACGACGAGAUGGUUGAUGAUGGAGAGCAACAACCUCCAUUUAUGUUGGAAUUGGUUGAAGAUGUUAAGGAACAACAUGUUCUUGCAAUUCAGCGUGAGGAUGUGAGAGAUGCGGCACAAAUGCAAUCUCUUAUUCUGGCCAUGCUGACUGCAGUGCGUGGUGGAACCAGUGACAGUCUGUUGAAUGAGUACAAAGAAAAGGCGGCAGACUUAUUUCUACGACUGGCAGAGCGUGCAAGAGCAAACAGGUUGCAGACAUCUUUGCACUAUGGCAGGGUCACCCACACAGACGCUCCAAGGAAGAGGCGUUGUGCAAAACCAGUUCAAAUGCUUCAGCCAGGCUCUGAUGGUCUCAACGAGGCGGCCAACGGCAUGAUUCAAACGUAG
Molecule: messenger RNA, 4260 nt
Organism: Cladocopium goreaui
Lineage: Eukaryota; Dinophyceae; Suessiales; Symbiodiniaceae
Source: the annotation of a GenBank genome assembly